Messenger RNA from Candidozyma duobushaemuli, 474 nucleotides. RefSeq lists its product as uncharacterized. The transcript has a single exon. The record is from RefSeq and is a predicted model, not a curated record. Bases 1 to 474 code for a protein of 157 amino acids. Lineage: Eukaryota; Fungi; Ascomycota; Pichiomycetes; Serinales; Metschnikowiaceae. Gene Ontology annotation, cellular component: Golgi apparatus.
AUGGAGAGACUCAGAAGCGACGUGUCCUAUCUUCAAGGAACCGUCUCCAAAAUCAAGCCUCCACAGGAAUUCUUUGAUUUCAGAAGACUCUCGAAGCCUGCUGACUUUGGUGAGAUUCAGUCUCGUGUCGGUUACAACUUGGGCUACUUCCAGGCCAACUACAUUUUGAUUGUUUCAGCCUUGAGCAUCUACGCCCUUAUUACGAAUUUGUUGUUGCUUUUCGUGAUCGCUUUCGUCGGUUUGGGUGUCUUUGGUAUCAUGAAGUUGAACGGCGAGGACUUGGUUUUGCCCGUUGGACGUUUCAACAGCUCUCAGUUGAAGUUGGGCUUGAUCUGCGUGGCUGUUCCCUUGGGUUUCUUGGCCAGUCCCAUCUCCACGAUGAUGUGGUUGAUUGGUUCGCUGGCUGUGUGUGUUUUGUCCCACGCCUCUUUCAUGGAGAAGCCGAUCGAGACUGUGUUCGAGGAGGAGGUGUAG